AUGGACCGUGCGGACGUGGGCACGAAUGACCCCGACUACACGCUAGGACUCUGUGUGGGUAGCGGCGAGCCCACUGCACCUUUGCCGACAUUUCCGCUAAAACAGUCCGACACACACCAAGAUGGCUGGGCAUUUAGUCGCGCGCGCGACGCCGAAGGUAUGCACCGCAUGUUUGCACAGAUAUUGCACCAUGUACGCGAUGUGGAAGUGCGUAAUGUGGACCCCACAGUGCAAGGCGAAGAUGGUCUGCGUGUACUUAGCGAUCCUUUGGAAGAAUGCCCAGAUCCACAAGACAACCCCGAGUACUAUACGCAAAUUGCACGGCCCACGUCACUGAGUGCGAUUACACAUCGCGUCGUGCAUUGCGAGUAUGCGUCGCCUGCGCUGUUUGAGCAGGAUAUGCUCCAGCUUUUUCAUAAUGCGCGCACCUGGUACGGAAUCGGGACGCAAGGGUACGCAGAGACAGUCACGCUGCAACGACUCUACCAACAGCUCACGCCCUCGCGCGAAAUGCUUGCCGAUGGGCUGGGCGUGCGGCAUAUUAAAGCUAAAUCGAACGAUAUUGACAUGGUUGAUGCGCUGCGCAAGGGCGCACGAGCAACGCGCUCUUUUGCCUCGUCCAAUGCUGGGCCGGGCAGAGCUGCCGAGGCGGCUUCCAACGUACAUACUGAGCUUGCGGACGCUGCGUACAAAGGGCGCAUCUACCGCGUUGGCGACUGGGUGCAUGUAAUGAAUCCCGUGAAUCCAUCGCGCCCGAUUGUUGCGCAAAUAUUCCGCUUGUACAAACAGCGGAACAGUCCUGGGACUUUUUUCACGGCGAGUUGGUACUACCGCCCCGAGCAGACAUCCCAUGCCGAAACAAGGCUCUUUGCCGCGGAAGAAGUGGUAAAAACAGACGUGUUCGGCGAGCACGUCCUUGAAGAUAUUGUAGAGGAUGUUUUGGUGCUCUCCCGCCCAACUUACAAGCGCGCCCGACCCCAGGCCGCGUACUGGAAUAAGGAUGCGCCCGUCUACUUUGUCGAGUACAAGUACGAUACUGCGAAUCAUGAAUUUUACAAAAUCAAGCGCUGGGCGAGCUGUGUACCCGAGUGUGUGCGUGCAAAACACACGCCCAUGGACGUUUUUUCCAAGGUGCCUAUUGAGCGCGAGUCUUCGCUGCUUGCUCGACGCAUCCAUGCGCCUGGAUUUAGCAAGUUGUUGGAGUAUGCGCCGCCCGACGACGAAAUGAUCGAGUAUGUGGACCCAUUUGAAGGCGCGGGAACGCAUGCGUUGCCAGCCUCGGUUGAGCAAGUGCCCGUGACAAGCCUGCCACAACCGCUGCCUGCGACGCACCCCGAACGACUCCGCGCGUAUGCAUCAUUUCAUGCAAUUGCAACGGAUCUCGCACGCAGGAUGAGUGCAGCGGCGUACGCUGCACUGCAAAAUGCACUGGUGGCCAAUCCCCGCGCUUCCCAAGGCGAGCUACUGGCCUUGAGUACCAAAUACCACAUUCCCGACGCACUUCUUGUGCGACUUCGUGACACGGCGCUGCAUGCAGGUGUUUUGCAGACGCCUUCGCCGCUAAAAUCAAGCGCGUUGCCGAGUAUUGCGGCCGUCGUCGCGGCGAACCAAGCCGAGGCUUCGUUUCAGCCGCUUACUCCGAGCGUGUGCGAUUUGUUUCGUCGCGAUGCGGAAGGGAACCUGCUAUGGUACGCUGCACCCCCUUUGGAUGGAUGGCACAAUGCCACUGCAGUUCGCGAUGGGAGCACACACGUACCAUACCCAAGCCUGGACUAUCUCCAACACUGUGUCCAGCGGGCAAAAUAA
Molecule: messenger RNA, 1806 nt
Organism: Malassezia vespertilionis
Lineage: Eukaryota; Fungi; Basidiomycota; Malasseziomycetes; Malasseziales; Malasseziaceae
Exons: 1
Coding region: 1-1806 (601 amino acids)
Biological process (GO): chromatin remodeling
Cellular component (GO): RSC-type complex
Molecular function (GO): chromatin binding; protein binding
Source: RefSeq, a predicted model, not a curated record